Molecule: messenger RNA, 1921 nt
Organism: Pelobates fuscus (common spadefoot toad)
Lineage: Eukaryota; Metazoa; Chordata; Amphibia; Anura; Pelobatidae
Product: beta-microseminoprotein-like
Exons: 4
Coding region: 107-469 (120 amino acids)
Source: RefSeq, a predicted model, not a curated record
UCAGUCAGCUAUCGUACACAGUACCAGUAUCCUCCCAACUUGACUUCUUAUGCAAACUGGAAAAUAUCUACUUAAUCCUGAAAAUUUGUGAACUAUACAGACCAUCAUGUCCUUAAAAAACUUAAGCAGGAUCCCAAAGAAUUGCCUGGUGGUUGUACUGCUGACCCUUGGCUUCCUCGUAAUACUGAGUAAUGCAGCAUGUAUUGAAAACAAGAUGAGACGACCUAGCAAUAUGCCAAAACUUGAUUACUGCAUGGAGAAUGGUGAGAAGCGACCACUGUAUUCAUCGUGGGUCAGGUCUGACUGCAUGAACUGUACUUGUGGAGCUUCUGGAAUGAUAAGUUGCUGUUCACCCUUGGAACCCCGAAGUGAAGGCUGUAUAGCUGUAUUUGAUAAAGCCACCUGCACCUUCACUCUGAAGAGAUCUGACAACAGUAACAAAGAAUGUGUACCCGAAAUGGCUAUGUGAAUACUGAAAAAUAUUCUACAAAUCUUAAUAUCUAUGUCAUGUGUGUUCUAACCAUGUACCCUCCCGUCAGUGUUGAUUUUAAAUAUGUAUUCUUGUGAAAGCUCGCAGCUCAGCAAUGGAUCACUAAUUAGUUCACAGGUCGCACUUCUAUAAGGAAGUUUGUCAAUAUUGUAUAGAUUUUAAGUAGAAUGAAAAUCAAUACUGUAUAGUUUUUAGUACAAGAUGUGUAAAAAGUAUAUUUCUUUUUGCUUUUUUUUAACUCAAUGACUUGCUAAUGCUUAAAUAGCUCAUCAGUUUCGCAAGAGACUCUUUGAUUUGAACCUCACCUUAAAUUGUGCAACAAUGGUGCUGUGCAGCGAGUAAUUAUAGAUUUAAAAGUAAUAACAUCACCAAGCACAAACAUGUACAAAAUAAUUAUUUCUUGCUGCAUUAGAUAAUUCAAAUAUUAUUCCGUAUAGUGAUGUCACAAGAUGGCAAAGCAACACAUUUUUUGGUUCAUUUAAAAAUAGAGCACCUCAGCCUGUUUGUACCAGACACAUAGAUUUUUACAUUAAACGUAAAGGAACACAGAGAUCUCAAAUGAACCACCAUGAUUAAUUAAUCAUUUACCCCUAUAUAAGAUUGAUACAAAUUGCAGGGGGCAUUUUUCAUUUGUCACAUGGUGGCAGAUAGAAUUUAUAUGUGUCCAUUGGCUGAUUCACCAAUUAUAUCUUUACAUCCACUUGAAAAGAGUCACAGAACCUAUGUAUAAAGACAUUGCCGUUCUAAAAGGGACAAAAUAUCUAUUUGAGCAUAUUACCGUUGAUUUGUAGCUAAUAAAAAUAUUUCGUUUUUUUAACAAGAACUGAACAGUAUUCAUAUCAUCUAAAGUAAAGUGCCACAUGUGAGUCUACUAACACAACAUACGAGAGUCUUAAUUAAUUAUAUUUUUAGUAGAUCUCACUAUAAGCUGUUUUGUAAAAAGAGGGGACAUGCCAAGUCCACAGAAAUUAAAGGAUCACUAUAGGGUCAGGAACACAAACAUGUAUUUCUGACCCUAUAGUGUUAACACCACCAUCUAGCCCCCCUGGGCCCCUCAUGCCUCCAUAAAUAUAGCAAAAUCUUACUGUAUUCAAGCCUGAAGCUGUAACUCUGCAUGCUGUUUGCCUAAAAAAAAAAAAAACAAGCAGUCUGCUGACAUCAUUAGAAGUGGUAGCCUGAUCCAGUCACAGUGCUUCCCCAUAGGAUUGACUGACAAAGAGGCAGAUCAGGGGCAGAGCCAGCAUGAUUCAAACACAGCCCUGCCAAUCAGCAUCUCCUCAUAGAGAUGAAUUGAAUCAAUGAAUCUCUAUGAGGAAAGUUCAGUAUCUGCAUGCAGAGGGAGAAGAUGCUGAAUGUUUGGAUGCAUUUUAGGCAGCCAUGACCCAGGAAGGAUCUCUAACAGCUAUCUGAGGAGUGGCCAGUGAAGUUAUC